Messenger RNA from Penicillium arizonense, 249 nucleotides. RefSeq lists its product as uncharacterized. The transcript is spliced from 2 exons. Bases 1 to 249 code for a protein of 82 amino acids. The record is from RefSeq and is a predicted model, not a curated record. Lineage: Eukaryota; Fungi; Ascomycota; Eurotiomycetes; Eurotiales; Aspergillaceae.
AUGUAUGAGCCUAAGGAAUUUGCCGGUGUCUACACCAAGACCCCCAUACAGCCUCAGAAUUAUGACACGCUUUUCGCGUAUCUCUUUGGCAUCACGGAUCCUGGCCCAUUCCUAGAUAUCUACACAACUACUCAGCCUAGCGCCUUCGCAUGCGUCGAGCAUCAACGCCGCGAGAUUGUCCACCGCAAGAGACUACACGUGGCUUCUAAUAAGCGUCCUAACUCUCGGGGUCCUGGGUCCUUGAACUAA